Clavispora lusitaniae ATCC 42720 is the source of this 459-nucleotide messenger RNA. It is a transcript of the gene SAR1, whose product is annotated as Arf family GTPase. NCBI's taxonomy places the organism in Eukaryota, Fungi, Ascomycota, Pichiomycetes, Serinales, Metschnikowiaceae. Gene Ontology annotation, molecular function: GTPase activity; GTP binding. Gene Ontology annotation, cellular component: endoplasmic reticulum exit site; COPII vesicle coat. Gene Ontology annotation, biological process: vesicle organization; membrane organization; endoplasmic reticulum to Golgi vesicle-mediated transport. The record is from RefSeq and is a predicted model, not a curated record.
AUGUUGAAAAACGACAGAUUGGCUACUUUGCAACCCACUUUGCACCCAACCUCUGAAGAGUUGGCCAUUGGAAACAUUAGAUUCACCACCUUCGAUUUGGGUGGUCACCAGCAAGCUCGUCGUUUGUGGAAGGACUACUUUCCAGAAGUUAACGGCAUUGUGUUUUUGGUGGACGCUGCCGACCAAGGCAGAUUAACCGAAGCUAGAGCUGAGUUGGAAGCUUUGUUUGCUAUCGAGGAGUUGAACAAUGUUCCAUUCUUGAUUUUGGGUAACAAAAUCGAUGCACCAAACGCUGUCAACGAGAUGGAAUUGAAGUCUGCCUUGAACUUGUUCGGUACCACUGGAAAGGACGUUGGAAAGCUUCCAGAGAAUGUCAGACCAAUUGAGGUUUUCAUGGUUUCUGUGGUGAUGAGAAUGGGUUACGGUGAGGGUUUCAAAUGGUUGUCGCAGUACAUUUGA